AUGUCGGUUAGUAGAUGUCUUAACAUGUCAGAAUUUGCUGAUCUGAAGGCCAAAGUGAGAAGAAAUUAGAAAUGAUGACAGAGACGCAAUCUGAUAAGAGACGGAUAGAGAGAGAGAGAGAGAAACAGAUGCGUAACUGUGAGUGUGAAACCAGAAACAACUACAGUCUGCGACGAGCUACAGGGUAAAAGAGAACAUGCAUUGCUCUUUUUUUAUCCUCACAUUGGUUUGUUUCUCUCAUAAUUUGGUGAAUUUUAUAACUUGGGGUGAACAGUACGGUCUGGAGUGUCUCAGUGAUUAUUUAUCCAGUAUCACCUGCUCUCUGAACAUCUCGGCUGAGUCUCUGGGCAAUGAAUCGUCCUACUGGCUUAAUUUCAGCUCUUUUGACGAAUACUUUGACUGCACACUGAAGAUGGGAGAACAGUCGUUACUGUGCGAGUUGGAUUUAUCACCGCAUGUGACUUUCACCGAUGUGGACAGCUACAGGAUCUCCCUCCAUUCCGGUUACCAUGGCAACAACUUCUCCUUCGUUCUAGAUGAUGACUUCAUGCCUAGUAAACACAUUCGUCCAUUCCCUCCGUCUGACCUGUCGAUGCACUGGGAGAAAGACAGGGCUCUUUUCCAGUGGCAGAGCGGAUAUGAUGCCUACAGAAUCCUUGUAUCUCACUUACAGUACCAGCUCAGCAUUUACAGUCAACACAAGCUGUAUGAGGUAGAAGCUGCUGACCAGAAGGUGUAUGUGGAGGAGUCUAGAUUUGAGCCUCAAACAAAUUACACAGUGCGUGUGAGAUCGCAGCCAGAUCAAGAAGAUUACGAAGGCAUUUGGAGUCCGUGGUCCCCUGCGUUACACUGGAGAUCUGGGGACCUCAACAGAACGUCCACUGAUCAGUUCCCCCAAAAAACUCCAGGAGGAUCUUUCCACUUUGCCUGGUAUCUACUGCUAUUGCCGUUGCCACUGGUCCUUCUGUCCUGUAUCCCAUAUUCUAGAUGGAGGAAGAAUGAUUAUAUACCAUCACCAGCCCCUUAUUUCAGAGACUGGGAUGUAGAUGUUCAGAUCCGCUCAGUGCUGUCAGGUAAGAUGAGAGAUAUAAUGAAGGGGGAGGAGUCUCUCCAGAUUGACAUUCUGACAGAGAGCACAGACACGCCCCUUCAACCCACCAGUUUAGACUAUGAGAAUUUGGGAGAGCUCGACGAGCAUGAGUCUCCCAGCAUGCCGCAGUCUCCUGUGGGUUCAGAGGUCGACUCAGGCUGUUGGAUUCGCGAUUUUGUUACAACCGAGAGAGGAAGCAUCACAUGCAGUGAGGACUACUGCACACUUUCCAGUUCACACACUUAUGCAGUCUAACAUGUGCAUGCAAGCUACUGUUCAAAAGUUUGGGGUCAAUAAGAUUUUUUUUAGAAAAUUUCUUUAUGCACCAAGGACACUAACAUUAAAUUAAUCAGAAAUUACAUUGCAGGCAUUAAUGUUAAAAUAUUUAAAAGAAACUACCUAUUCAACAAAGUCUGAAAGAAAUAUGAAGCAGAACAACUGUUUUCAGCUUUGAUAAAAGUAAGAAAUGUUUCUUGGGCAGCAAAUCAUCAUAUUAGAAUGAUUUCUGAAGGAUCAUGUGACACUGAAGACUGGAGGAAUGAUGCUGAAAAUUCAGCUUUGAUUACAGAAAUAAAUUAUAUUUAAAAAAGGUUUUUAAUUUCUAAUAUCUCACAUUAAAUGAAGCCUCAAAAUCAUUUAAAAUCUUACCAACCCCUUUUUGAGUGGUAGUGUACAUGUGGCACAAGUUUGGAAACUAGACUAAAUUUAAACAGUAAUGAAUGUAUUUAAAAAAAUUACGUAUUAGGUAAUGUGCUUAUAUACUACAUGUGCUUUUGCUCUUUGCACAAAAGCAUAAAUAUCAAUGUAUUCACACAUGCUUACCUGUUUUUAUUUUAAUAAACAAAUCCUGCUAAAUAGCUGAAUCAUAGCAGUUUAUUUAACACAAAUUACAUA
Messenger RNA from Carassius carassius (crucian carp), 1984 nucleotides. RefSeq names its product interleukin-9 receptor-like. Lineage: Eukaryota; Metazoa; Chordata; Actinopteri; Cypriniformes; Cyprinidae. Gene Ontology annotation, biological process: immunoglobulin mediated immune response; cytokine-mediated signaling pathway; production of molecular mediator involved in inflammatory response. Gene Ontology annotation, molecular function: cytokine receptor activity; protein binding. Gene Ontology annotation, cellular component: external side of plasma membrane; membrane. Bases 197 to 1345 code for a protein of 382 amino acids. The record is from RefSeq and is a predicted model, not a curated record. The transcript is spliced from 9 exons.